This is a messenger RNA of Metarhizium brunneum ARSEF 3297, 630 nucleotides long. RefSeq lists its product as uncharacterized. The record is from RefSeq and is a predicted model, not a curated record. NCBI's taxonomy places the organism in Eukaryota, Fungi, Ascomycota, Sordariomycetes, Hypocreales, Clavicipitaceae.
AUGGAACACCCAGUCCAAGAAAUCGCCUCCGUCAUCACCACCCUCACCACCGGCUCCCCCCAGGAGCAGCAGGACACGCUCGCCGAAUACUUCUCCCCCAAUGCCUCCUUCUCCCACCCCUUCUGCCACGUACCGUCCUUCGGCAAGGGCGCCGUCCCCCUAGCCCGCAACACCGACUCCCUCUGGGUCAUCCUGUGCAUCUACCGCUGGUACCGGACCCUGAGCCCCAACAUCGACAUCACCAUCGACUCAGCAGUGUUCGACCAGCGCACCAGCACGCUCUACGUCAACAUCCGCCAGACCUUUGCCGUCUGGUUCAUCCCCCUGUACUCGGCGCGCGUGCGCCUCCUCACCGUCCUGACCCUCGAGCGGCGCACCUCGUCCUCCGCCUCGGCCUCCCGCGCCGCCCUCUCCGGCCCCGGCCAGGAACGCGCCAAGUACUACAUCUCCGCCCAGGAGGACCUGUACCAGAUGAACGACUGCGUGCAGUUCCUGCUGCCCCGCGUCGGCCGCUGGCUCUGGCUGCUGUGGCAGCUCUUCAGCACCUCGCUGUGCGUGCUGGGCGCCCUCGCGUUUCUGCCCGUGUACUACCUCCUCAACGGGGGCAAGACGGCGAAAAAGGUGGCCUAG